UCGGAGCUGGGCGGUGAUGGCAGGGGAAGGGCGGGAACGAGGCGCGGAGACAAAGAAAGAAGAUAUCUGGGUGGGACCGCGGGGCCGGGCGAGCCCUCGGGCGGGGCGCUCGGCCUGAGAUCCCGAGAGUCCGGCGUCCGCCCACCGCCGCUCCCGGAGCCGUGGCAGGGCGGACUCAGACCCGAGCCCCGGCGGGGAGGGCGGCCGGCGCGGGGCUAUGCGAAGCGGAGCGGCGGGGAGGGCUGACGGAAAGCAAGUGCCCCGGCGGGGCCAUGGACAAGCCGGGGUCUCUGGGAGCUGCUGGCGGCCUCAAAGGGGAGAUCCCCGGCAGAGCCGCAAGGGAAAGGCCCUCAGGGGGCCGGGGCGUGGAGACCGACGCCAAGCUGGCCCCCAGGGUUGCUCUGUUUCCAGGCUCCGGGCCCCCGCUGCACGCCGGGGGCCUCGUCAUUCCCUGUCCUAAUCCCUGCCGGCCCUCCGAUGGAAGAGCGACCCUCGGCUCCUGGCCCAGUCAGCACCCUGGGGAGGUUGUUGGCCAUAGCCUAGGGGCCAGCAUCGCCCCUGGAAGAGCCAACACCCCCGGUAUAAGCGGGGCGUCCAGUCCUGAGCGCGGGGGGCUUAGCCCUGGAUGCAGUGGGCACUCGGGAUCGACCUGUUCGAACAGCUAUGAAGACCGGCCUCGGGGCAUCCUAAAAAACAGCAGCUCCACUCUCGUGCAGAAAUCCCCCGCCGUGGAGAAGAAGUCUCAGCGCUGGGAUGAGAUGAACAUCCUGGCUACCUACCACCCUUCUGACAAAGAUUAUGGCUUUAUGAAGGUGGAUGAGCCUAGCACCCCCUACCACAGGAUGCAGGACAGUGAUGAGGACCUAUCUGCAGGGCCCUCCUUCAAGGUGACUCCGGAAGCACUAUCAGAGAAGUUUGCAACAAUGGACAAUUUCCUCCCCAAGGUCCUCCAGUAUGGUGAUAACAGAAGCUCAAGGACCACAGAUGAUUUUUCCAAGACACACUCCAGCGAUUUUGACAAGCAUCGCAAAAUACACUACAACGAAGGGAAGUUUCUCAAGGCUCAGAAAAACCUGCCUUUGGACAGCGACAUGGACGGCAGUGAGAGUGGUUCUGGCAUUGGUAGUGGUACUCAGGGUGUGAUGAUAAAUCCAAAGUCCAAGCCGGUAGAGAGAGAUUGGACCGGAAGACUGACCAGAGAUGUCAGAGAUAAGACUGGCCCAGGGACUUCAAGUCACAUCGGAAAUGCCAACGACUCCACAGGCUUGCCCAUAAGCACUGAGGUACGUCUAUUGGACCAUACAGGAGGCACCUGUAGAGAGCAUAAGGCCACCAAAGACUCCCUGGGUAUGGCAGUGACAGCAGUGCAGCCAGAUGAAACCCUGCGGCCCCAAUGGACUCUGGAAAAGGAAACCAGACCAUGGAAGAUGUAGCUUGAUUGGGGUGGGGGUAAGGGAAAGGGUAAUCAUCCCCUGUCCACACACCCUAGGGAUAGACAAUAAAGAGAAGAAGAUCAGGAAUCUGGGUGUUGUGAAUUGAAUACCCAGGCUGAACCUGCUUGGUUAAGGAGUGGAGCUUUUUCAAGGGUGUUCACACACAGGAAAUAAAAAAAGCAGAUCAGAGAGAGAAGAAAGCUGGGAAUAGUCCAGAGACUGGACUCAACAAGAAACAGGAUCAGGAGACUGCUGAAGGAUCUCAAGUGAGGCUGCCUGGGCUACAUAGUGAGACCCUGUCUCAAAAACACAAACCCAAAACAACAAAAGAAAAGAAUCUAGGAUUCCUAACGGGUCCAAGCUACAGCAAGACAACAAUGAAUGACUAAUAUAGUUAAUGUUUACUUUGCCACAAAUUUGCCAAUAAAAUAUUUUAAUUUUUAUGAUAACCCUGGAGGGAGGGAUUUUACUUUCCAUCUUCCAGAUGAGGAAACUGAGUAACUGGAGAACUUGCCCAAGGAUCAUACAGCCGCUAAGUG
Messenger RNA from Perognathus longimembris pacificus (Pacific pocket mouse), 1972 nucleotides. RefSeq lists its product as uncharacterized. Bases 273 to 1433 code for a protein of 386 amino acids. NCBI's taxonomy places the organism in Eukaryota, Metazoa, Chordata, Mammalia, Rodentia, Heteromyidae. The transcript has 7 exons. The record is from RefSeq and is a predicted model, not a curated record. Gene Ontology annotation, molecular function: protein phosphatase inhibitor activity. Gene Ontology annotation, biological process: regulation of signal transduction.